AUGAGUUCAGACAAUUCUACCAAGGUUUCUUACUUUGUCUUGGCUGGCCUAGAUAUUGAAGCAGAUCUUCAGGUUAUCGUCUUCUUAAGUUUUCUCUUAUUUUACAUAAUAAACUUGGCAGCAAAUCUCUUUAUAAUGAUUGUCGUUAUUUCUGAUCUCACUCUCCAUACGCCCAUGUAUUUCUUCUUGGGGAACUUGGCUUUACUUGACAUCAGUACCCCAUCAGUGAUAGUACCCAAGAUGCUCAUAGAUCUUAUGUCUCAGAAGAAGAUGAUCUCGUUUUAUGGUUGCAUGAUGCAAGUACUUUUCUCUCAUUUCUUUGGUAGCACCGAAGUCGUACUGUUGUCAGCCAUGUCCUAUGACAGAUACGUGGCCAUUGCACAUCCCCUGAGAUACUCCACCAUCAUGAGUUUCAAUGUCUGUUUAUGCUUGGCCUCGUGUUCUUGGGUUAUUGGAUUCUCACAUGCAUUGUUACACACUAUCAUGACCUCAAGGCUACCAUUUUGUGGACCAAGUGUAGUAAAACAUAUCUACUGUGAUGUUAAACCAAUGCUGAGCUUGGCCUGUACAGAUGUGUCCCUAAAUUACAACCUGCUCACUGGAGUCACUGGAACAAUUGUUAUAAUAACCUUUAUUCCAACAAUCCUUUCCUAUAUCUUCAUUGGAAAAUGUAUUUUUAAAAUCAAGAGCUUACAAGGAAAAAAACAUGCCCUGUCUACGUGUAGUGCUCAUCUUGUUGUAGUUACUCUCUUAUAUGGAACGGCCAUAUUCAUUUUUGCUCAGCCAUCUACAAAAGGCUCUUUGGAUCAAGACAAAACAGCUGCUGUUAUACUCACCAUCAUAUCUCAAGUUUUACACCCAAUCAUAUAUACAUUAAGGAACAAAGUAAUGAAGAAAGCUUUGAAGAAAUUUUUCUUCAGAUUCCAUUAA
Molecule: messenger RNA, 930 nt
Organism: Hyla sarda
Lineage: Eukaryota; Metazoa; Chordata; Amphibia; Anura; Hylidae
Product: olfactory receptor 12D1-like
Exons: 1
Coding region: 1-930 (309 amino acids)
Biological process (GO): G protein-coupled receptor signaling pathway
Cellular component (GO): membrane
Molecular function (GO): G protein-coupled receptor activity; olfactory receptor activity
Source: RefSeq, a predicted model, not a curated record